ACGAGCGGACACCCCGUGCUUUCCACACGUUCUUCUUAAUUCACUGUGCUUAUAUUCUUGAACGCCUUCAGUUCCAGGAUAAACCAGUUUAUCAGAAAUGGAUAACUUCUUGAAAGGUGUGAGUGACAAUUUUUCGUCCGACAGAUUCUUUGCUGUUCAGGACAUUCAACGAUGUCCAUUUUUGAGGAACAUCAACGAACCCACAAGCUUCUCUUUCUCUUCUCCAGUAAAUUUCCCCACACCAGUCCGAGGAGCUAAAGGUCCAAUAUUUGAGGAUGGGCCCAAUUUUGAUCUGGCAUUUAGGCUCUUCCAUGGUCGUGAUGGAGUCGUUCCCCUUUCAAGAAGGUCAGUUCCCUCUUCUGAGAUUCCAGAGCCUCCCUAUCCGACUCCUCAAUUUAACCCUUUGGCAGCAAAGGCAGCCACCAUUAGCCUCUCAGCUUUUGGACCUGGUGGGCCCUUCAGCUUCGACACCUUUAAUGAGAAAUGGAAGAAACAAAAGAAAAAGCCCUCCAAGAAGGAACCCUCUAAACAGGCUGACUCUCAUGAGGCCAUGAGCAAUGAUUGGCUUGAGACCGGAAAUUGCCCUAUCGCCAAGUCCUAUCGUGCAGUGAGCCGAGUCCUACCUUUGGUCGCCAAAGCCCUUCAACCACCACCAGGCAUGAAGCUGAAGUGCCCACCAGCUGUGGUGGCAGCUAGAGCUGCGUUGGCUCGAACCGCUUUAGUAAAGACCCUGAGACCCCAACCCUUGUCUGCAAAAGUGCUCGUAAUCGGAGUUCUGGGAAUGGCAGCCAAUGUGCCUUUAGGCAUUUGGAGAGAGCACACUGAAAAGUUCUCUCCAUCUUGGUUUGUAGCUAUACAUGCAGCUAUCCCCUUCAUAGCUAUGUUGAGGAAAUCAGUUUUGAUGCCUAAGUCAGCUAUGGCAUUUACUAUUGCAGCUUCAGUUCUGGGCCAAGUUAUUGGAUCAAGGGCUGAGCGCAGUAGGCUUAAGACGAAGGCACUCUCGGCUGAGAUGAUGGGGAAGGUAGAGAGUGAGGGGAUCGAUGUGGAAACAGGUUUAGAGGGAGUAGAUAUGAUGACAUUAACCGGAGGUUAUAAUGGAGAUUUUAAGAAAGAAGGGAUAACUAAAGCUGGUAUAGAGCAGAAGCAGAUGGAAGCAAUGGGUGUAGCAAAGUUAAGUGUGGAGACCCAGGAAAUGGCAUCAAUGGGGAGGAAGGCAACUUUAACUGGUGUGAGCUUGGAGCAAGUGGGAAGGAAUGAUGGUUUUGUUGGGCAGGCUGUAGAGGCUGGGCGGGGAGGUGGAGGUGGAGGUGGAGCUGGGCCGUGCAGUGUAGCUGUAUGCUUUUGAAUCAUGGGCUCUCUUUCCAUUUGAGUGAUUAAUUGUGGAAUAUUUCCCUGGUGUUUGGGACAUUGAAAGAAUACAAGGAUGGCCUUGUCUAGAAACUACAAAUUCAUGAAUAAGAUAUGUUCAGAUCUGUACUUUUUAUGA
Messenger RNA from Amborella trichopoda, 1486 nucleotides. RefSeq lists its product as uncharacterized. Gene Ontology annotation, cellular component: chloroplast. The record is from RefSeq and is a predicted model, not a curated record. NCBI's taxonomy places the organism in Eukaryota, Viridiplantae, Streptophyta, Magnoliopsida, Amborellales, Amborellaceae.